This is a messenger RNA of Micropterus dolomieu (smallmouth bass), 3517 nucleotides long. RefSeq names its product nucleobindin 2a (gene nucb2a). NCBI's taxonomy places the organism in Eukaryota, Metazoa, Chordata, Actinopteri, Centrarchiformes, Centrarchidae. The record is from RefSeq and is a predicted model, not a curated record. Gene Ontology annotation, molecular function: calcium ion binding. Gene Ontology annotation, cellular component: extracellular exosome; endoplasmic reticulum-Golgi intermediate compartment.
CUGAGAGGGAGCGACGGGAGCAAAACAGAGCAGAUGAGGUCCAGGACUCAUAAUAAAAUGUAUUGGAGCCGGGCCCUUCUCGCCGGCUGGGCUCUGCUGCUGCUGGUCCAGCUGCUGUGUUUAGAGGCAGUGCCAAUCAGUAUUGAUAAGACAAAAGUCAAAGAGCCAGAAAAAACACCCGAAGAACCUCCAGCUAGUGUGGACACUGGACUCCACUACGACCGCUACCUCAGGGAAGUCAUUGAUUUUCUAGAGAAAGAUCAGCAUUUCAGAGAAAAGCUUCACAAUACAGACAUGGAAGACAUCAAGCAAGGUAAGCUGGCCAAAGAGCUGGACUUUGUAAGCCAUCACGUCAGAACCAAAUUGGAUGAGCUGAAGAGGCAGGAGGUAAACAGACUCCGAACUCUGAUUAAGGCCAAGCAAGACCUUGAAGGGGGAAAUGACAUAGCAGUGGACCACCAGGCUCUGCUGAAACAGUUUGAGUACUUGAACCACAUGAACCCACAUACAUUUGAAGUGGAUGACCUGGAUCGACUCAUCAAAUCGGCCACUAAAGAUCUGGAGAACUAUGACAAAGAGAGACACGAUGAGUUCAAAAAGUAUGAAAUGAUGAAAGAGCACGACAGACGGGAACACCUGAAAACACUGGACGAGGACGAAAGAAAGAAAGAGGAGGAGCACUACGAGGAGAUGAGGAAGAAGCAUGCUGACCACCCGAAAGUCAACCACCCGGGUAGCCAAAAUCAACUGAAGGAGGUGUGGGAGGAAGCUGAUGGUUUGGACCCUGAAGAUUUUGACCCUAAGACCUUUUUCAACCUGCAUGACACCAAUGGAGAUGGCUUUUUUGAUGAACAGGAACUGGAGGCAUUGUUCACAAAAGAGCUGGAAAAAAUUUAUGACCCCACCAAUGAAGAGGAUGAUAUGGUGGAGAUGGAGGAAGAGAGGCUACGUAUGAGAGAGCAUGUCAUGAAUGAGGUGGAUUCUAACAAAGACAGGCUGGUCUCUUUAGACGAAUUCCUGGUUGCUACAAAGAAAAAAGAAUUCUUGGAGCCAGAUAGCUGGGAGACCCUGGAGCAGAACCAGGCUUACACGGACGAGGAGAUGAGGGAGUUUGAGGAGCAUCUUGCUCAGCAGGAACAUGACCUGAACCAGAAGGCGGAGGACCUCAAGAAACAGAGAGACGAGCUGGAGAGACAACAAGAGCAGCUUAAUGCACAGAAAAUAGAGCUGCAACAGGCAGUUGAGCAUAUGGAACGGCUGAAAUCACAGAAAGUAGAACCCCCUCCAGAGGUUCAAGUUGAAGGAAAUGCUGUCCCAGAGAUGCAUAAAUUGGACAACCAGUUGCAUCUUGAACAAGAGGCUCAACAACAAGGGCAUCAGGCUGCACCCCAAGCACCUCAGGAACACCAUGAACAACAAAAUCAUGUCCUGACACAGCAUGGGCUCCCCCAGACACACCAGGACCUGCCACCAGGCCACCAAGAAGCUGCACAAGGCCAGCAUAACCUGCCAUAAAUAUACUGUCACAACUUGAACCUCCACAGCCAGACUUUUGCAGCACCUGCAAGGAGAGUCCCUCCUGAGUAUUAGGCCUCUUUAACCGGCAUGACCUAGGGGGUUUGGAGGACACUUGAGAGAGAGGAGAGCAGCACAAAAGGAACCCCUGUUGAAUGACACCAGUGUUUGAUGAUAACUGUAAUCCUUGGAUUACAUAACAGAAUUUCACUAGUAAAAUGACCAUCUAAAAAUGUGCAUACUUAUGUUUUCAAGGAGUUUUCUUUGAUUACAUUAGAAAUUAAAGACGAAUGUUUGGAAAUACAAUUAUAGGAACAUAUAAUUUUGGUGAGCCGCCUUGACCUGUUGUUUGCUGUUCAGAAGCUCUAAAAAUGGCAUGCCACUGACUCUCCGACCUGAUAGCUUUGAUCCAAGAUAUUGGAUAUGUGGAUGUUGAAUAUGUACAGGUCUGCAGCUGAGGCGGAUAUGAUGAAAAAAUUAUUUGUGUCUAUUUUAUUAUUUUGACUUUUUGAGUUUCUGACUUGACUAUCAAGACGCCCCCAAACAUCUGUUUAAAAAAAAAAAAAGACAAAAGAGAGAGACGUGUGACUUGUGGUGAAAUGUGUUUCACUGGACUGUGGACUGUGGUAAACAUUUUAGAAAUUGAGUGCAAGAGGCAUUUUUAAGAUUUUUUAUUAGAGCAUUAAGAGCCUAAAAGAGCAAAAUACACAUCAUAGACAUUUGAACCAGUAUACACCACGGGAAUCAUUUCACUUAAUAAAAGUAAGGACUUCUUGAUGCAGACAGGUACAUUAUAAAUCUAUGAGGGUCCGGUCAGAUCUUUGUUAAAUACAUGUUUAUUUUUAAACUUCCAUCAUCAUCAUAGCUGCCACUAUCAAAAAUUAUUAUAAUAUUUUAACCAGAAACGCCCCCCUGAAGCCAGGUUUCUCAGAGUCCUUAUACUUUUGUCAAGAAAUCAUACUACCGAUACUUUUGCUACGUUCUUAGUGUUGGUCCUGGUUGCUGUCAUAACCUGUGUUACCUACCUUGAUAUAUAGUUAGACUUUCUCAACUGUAGAAAAUGUGUGCUCUGUCUAAAAAGACAGGCAGGUACAGGACUACAGAAACUGGCCCUUUUUGGGCCACAUCGCAGCUGCUGUCUGUUGAGUUGUUAAAAUAAAUAACAGUGCUAGGUUCUUUAAAAAAAAAAAAGGAUAGAUAAAUAUGGAAGAUCCCUCCAUUCAGCAAACGUCAUCAAAGUCCUGCAGAUGCUUUAUUACAUGGAAGCAUUGGGCUACUUACAGUAUGCGUGGAAUUGAAAUUUGCUUUGGUACAUUUAACUGUAUGAUUUAAAUUUUGGUCUAUUGUUUAUGCACAAAAUGUGUAUGUGACAUGUUUGAGUUGAUCAAAAUUGAUCUUGAUUUUUAAUUUGUUUAAUAAAACAGUUUUGAUGUUAAAAAGCAAAUUUUAUCAAUUAAGGUAUUUUUUUUGUCUCUGAUUAAUAUUGUCUGUUAAAAGGGUGAUAUCAAGAAAACCUCUUAAUUUGCGUGCAGUUCAUUGUAUAUGGCAUCAGAUGUUUUAUUAUUGGUCCUGAUUUGUUAAAUUAAAUAGCAUGGCCUCUUUUCCCCACAGAGUACCAGUUUGGUAUAAUUGCUGUGCCAUCCAGGUUGCUUUUUUUUCAUGUAAUGUCAUGGUUUCUUCUAGCUGGCAGACGGUGGCCACGGCAAACAGGUGUUGAUUUACUGACCCUUUUUAAUGAAGGCUUCAUUUGCCUUGUCUGCCUUAUUGUGGGUUUACUUUAUACAAAAUGUAAACAUUGCAUACAUACUGUUCUCUUACAUGCUGUUUUCAUUUUGCUGUGUCUUUUGUUUUCUGUGUGCCAAGUGUUCCUUUGAGACAAUACUGCAUCAUAAUUUGCACAACAUGUACAGAGUGUGUUUUCCUAUUGCUUGCUGUUAGAUAAAAUACAGUCAUUUGAUGAUACUGUACAACUCAGAUCAAGAUAAUAAAACAGGAACUUUCA